Molecule: messenger RNA, 935 nt
Organism: Vitis riparia (riverbank grape)
Lineage: Eukaryota; Viridiplantae; Streptophyta; Magnoliopsida; Vitales; Vitaceae
Product: 60S ribosomal protein L18a-like protein
Exons: 4
Coding region: 172-606 (144 amino acids)
Source: RefSeq, a predicted model, not a curated record
GCUGCUUCCACUCCUCUCACUCUCAUCCCUCCAAUUACUCGCUUCCCCUUCUUCUGUCAAAAGCAAAACCACUGUUCUCCAGUAGUUCACCUUCCAUUGACUCUUCUCUCUCACGGCUUUUGAACUGAUCAAGAAAAAUCGGUAUACCGUUUGCAGAGCAAACCCUAGAAAAUGAGCGAAGAAUCCAAGAACAGAAGCGAUCAGCACUACGGAACCUUCCAGGGUGUUCCCACCUACUCUCAGCCGCCGGCCGUAGGCUUCCCUCAGCCAGUCCCUCCGCCAGGGGCUGCCGAGCCCUCCGCUCCGCCUCCGCCUCCUCCUCAGUACUAUGCUCAUGGCUACCAAGCCGGUCCAGGUUAUGCGGUUGCUGAAGGAACACCUGUAAGAGAGCGUCGCCUUCCUUGCUGUGGCAUUGGUCUUGGCUGGUUCCUGUUCAUCAUUGGUUUCUUCCUUGCUGCUGUCCCCUGGUAUGUCGGGUUCUUCCUUCUACUUUGUGCCAGAGUAGACUACAGAGAGAAACCAGGCUACAUUGCCUGCACAAUUGCUGCUAUUCUUGCCACAAUUGCUAUUAUUUUUGGUGUAACAAAGGGAACAGGUGAGAUGUAGCCUCAUGGCCGCAGUUGUGGAGAAGAUUUCUGGGUGUCAAUUACUUGCAGUGUCAACCUUAGUAUCAAGGUUUCAAAACAUUAGUUAUUAGUAUUGCUUCAAACUGCAGCCAAGUAGCAUGGUGAUGCUUUUCAUAUAUUGAUGCAUAUACUAUAAUGUCUCAGAAGAAAAUGUUUUUUGAUUGUAAAGCUGUGGAACUUUCAGACUGUAAUUUUAUUGUAUAUUGUUUGGAUUCUGUAUCAGAUUUAUAAUCCAUUAACGAGUCAUGGUUAAGUUGCAUGUAGGUUGAGUUUUUGAUGCCUUGGGGCUAAAUGAUUAUUAUUUUCAUA